Molecule: messenger RNA, 1219 nt
Organism: Nasonia vitripennis (jewel wasp)
Lineage: Eukaryota; Metazoa; Arthropoda; Insecta; Hymenoptera; Pteromalidae
Gene: SPH126
Product: serine protease homolog 126
Exons: 4
Coding region: 385-1167 (260 amino acids)
Biological process (GO): proteolysis
Molecular function (GO): serine-type endopeptidase activity
Source: RefSeq, a predicted model, not a curated record
CUACGCCGAGAUAAGGUCGCACAUUUGCGAGAAACGCAUUUGCCCGCAGAGAUAGUGCACGCGAUGCAGGUAGGCUUAAGUCGAUUAUACUUUAAGGCGUAAUAAAGCUCGCGGAGUAUAGGCAUUAUCAGCGCGAAAAACUCUUGUUCGAACGGCCGAGCCUGAUUGCCGCUGUUUUGCCACUGUUUUUCUGCGGAUGCGAGAUAUAUUCUCGUCCGCUGUAAGCCCUGUACGAGCCGAUAACCGAUCGAUGAUGCGGGAGGUGGAGAGGAGGAAAAUGCUCUGCACGGGCUCGGCGUCGUCUUUAUAAGACGAAAAUAAUUUCGAUAAAUAAUCAGUCGGCGAGGCGGACUCCCCACGGAUCGUCGUUACAUCGCCGCAAGCAUGCGUCGGACUGGCAGAUUGCUUCUCGUGCUUUCCUGCGUUUUCGCGCUCGCUUUCCUCGCUUCCGCUCUCUGUUCGACGAUUUCAGCCCUGAGCAUGAGCAGCAGGAUAGUAGGCGGCGAGACGGCUCCGGAGCACGCCUACCCCUACCAGGCGUCGAUCCGAGUCGGUGCCGACCACAAGUGCAGCGGUUCCUUACUGAACAACAAUUGGAUCCUCACGUCGGCCCACUGCCUCGUCAAGUACGACCCGUCGAGCUUCAUCGUCGUCGUCGGCAGCAACAGCCUCAUCUUCGGCGGUUUCGCCUUCUGCGCUCGCGAAACGCGCCUGCAUCCGAACUACGUGCAGGGCGAGCUUCACGACGACAUCGCGUUGCUCAAGCUCUGCAAACCGGCGACUUUCGGCGACAAGGUUCAGCCCGUCCAGUUGCCGAGCGAGGAUGUGAGGGAGGAGGAGAAUCUCCCGGCUGUUCUGACCGGUUGGGGUAGCUCGCAGAAAGGCGGACCGAAGAGCUUCAGUCUUAAGCUCAUCGAACUGCCGACCAUCGGUCUGGACAGGUGUCGCGAGACCUUCCCCAGCGUCACUCGGAGCAACAUCUGCACGUUCGCCGGCGUCGGCCAAGGCUUGUGCUACGGAGACGCCGGAAACCCUCUGGUAGCCGAGGGAGUCCAGAUCGGCAUCGGCUCCUGGGGCUCGCCCUGUGCUCUCGGCUAUCCCGACGUGUUCACCAGGGUCUACAGCUACGUCGACUGGAUACGAGGCAUCAUCGCCGACGAAUCUUAGCGCUUAGAAAGUAACUGCUGUAAAUAAAAUUAUACAACAUUCGUAGAAAAAA